CACGCCCAGCCUCUUCCUCACUGCUGUGUGUAGAAAAGUCGGAAACAAGUUCAACCGCAUCUUUUAUGUACCGUUAGCCGAAUACCGUUACUCUGCUACCGAGCUAAAGCAAGGUAGCCAGACAGGAGAGACAGGAGAAACAGGAAACAUGGCAAAAACGUACGACUAUCUGUUCAAAUUGCUGCUAAUCGGAGACAGCGGAGUGGGCAAGACGUGUCUGCUGUUUCGAUUCAGUGAGGACGCGUUUAACACCACCUUCAUCUCCACUAUAGGAAUUGACUUCAAAAUCAGAACAAUUGAGCUGGAUGGGAAGAAGAUCAAGCUUCAGAUCUGGGAUACAGCCGGACAGGAGAGGUUUAGAACCAUCACCACUGCAUAUUAUAGAGGAGCAAUGGGAAUUAUGCUGGUGUACGAUAUCACAAAUGAGAAAUCAUUUGACAACAUCAGGAACUGGAUCAGGAACAUUGAGGAGCACGCAUCAUCGGAUGUGGAACGGAUGAUAUUGGGUAACAAAUGUGAUAUGAAUGAUAAGAGACAAGUUUCAAAAGAAAGAGGGGAAAAGCUAGCUAUUGAUUAUGGAAUCAAAUUCUUGGAAACCAGUGCAAAAUCUAGCACAAAUGUUGAAGAGUCCUUUGUCACUCUUGCUAGGGACAUCAUGACCAGACUAAACAGAAAAAUGAAUGAGAAUAACCCUUCGGGUGGAGGAGGAGCAGUGAAAAUCACAGAGAGUCGAUCCAAGAAGCCAAGCUUCUUCCGCUGCACUCUGCUCUAACCCAGCAGCUCCUGCAGCCUCAGUGUGUGAAUGACUUCAUUUCUCUAAGUGUGUUUGAGCUCAGUAUGUGUGUGUUUAUGCGAGAGUUUACAGUAUCACUGGACUUUCAGCUGUUAGCUGCUGCUGAGAGCUCUGGACUUUAGUCUUUCAUUUAAGGCCUGAAGAGAGUAUGCUAGAUAAAAGACUCAUCCAAAACAUUCCUUUUAAACCAAAAUAUCCAUCAACCUACCCCCUUAAAGGAUUAGUUCACCCAGAAAUGAAAAUUACCCCAAGCUUUACUCACCCUCAAGCCAUCCUAGGUGUAUAUGACUUUCUUCUUUCUGAUGAACACAAUUGGAGAUAUUUUAAUAAAUAUCUUGACGCAUCUGAGCUUUAUAAUGGCAGUGAACGGGACCAACGAGUAUGAGCUGAAGAAUGUGCUUCCAUCCACAUCCAUUCAUCAUAAACGUGUACUCCACACGGCUCCGGGGGGUUAAUAAAGGCCUUCUGAAGCGAAGUGAUGCGUUUGUGUAAAAGUUAUGAAUUAAAAUAUCUAUCUUCCACCAGACCGCCUUCUGCAUUCAACUUACGGAAAAAAACAGAACUGGCUUUGCGUCAGUUACACUUUCUCCGUAAGUUGAAUAGGGAAGACGUAGGACGUAGCGUAACUGCAAGAGUUUUACACAUUCUUUGUAUGUUGAAUACGGAAGGCGGUCUGGCGGAAGCUAGAUAUUUUACUUCAUAACUUGUUAAAUAGUUAAAUUUGUUAAAUUGUUGUUACAUUUUUAAAUAUGGAUUUUUUUUUUUUACACAAAUGCAUCGCUUUGGUUCAGAAGGCCUUUAUUAACCCCCUGGAGCCAUGUGGAGUACACGUUUAUGAUGGAUGGAUGUGGAUAGAAGCACUUUUUUCAGCUCAUACUAGUGACCCCUGUUCACCGCCAUUAUAAAGCUCAGAUGCGUCAGGAUAUUUAUUAAUAUAACUCCGACUGUGUUCAUCAGAAAGAAGAAAAUCAUAUACACCUAGGAUGGCUUGAGGGUGAGUAAAGCUUGGGCCAAUUUCCAUUUGAAAGAGAGCUAAUCAUUUAAUCACAAUUUAGUGUAGCCUGAUUUGAAUUUUGAGAACAUUUUUUUUUUUUUUUUCCCCUUUACAAUGUCAAUAAUUAAUUAAACAGUCAAUUUAUAGUUCGUUUUAAAGUGCUUUGUUAAAGCACAGUUUAAUGAAGGAAAGUAUAUGAAGAGAUUACAGAAUAUCAAACUCCUGCUAUUAUGCAGUUACUGGCAAUAAAGACUGGACCUAAAGUAGCAACUGAAGAACCUGAUGGUUUGACAGCUAUAUACUGGUCAAACUGAAGGACAUGCAAUAUAUAUAUAUAUAUAAAUAUAUAUUUUUUGUUGUUGUUGAAUGUUAUGUUUUGGUAUAUUUAAAUUCACCCAUUUUAUAAAUUUUUAGUUACUGUUACAAAGCCGCAAUAAACUGUGGAAUAUAAAGCAGCGUUCCACAAGUUGUAGUCUUCCCCCUUUCCCUGACUUUACGUUAUUAACCUUAAUUCUAACUGAGACCAAAGUAAAAAGAAAUCAAAACUGUGAUUGAUAUUAACAGUCAAAAUUUCUCUUUCUUUUUUUGGUUGUAAUCUCUCAUAUAUUAUAUAUUGAGCAUGAAAAGAGAGACAAAAGAAUGAAGAGAGAGGGCUAGGACCCUUUUCCUAAUGCUUGUUGAAGCAGCAGCCAGCUAGGCCCUGUAUAUUAAUAUAUACAGUAUUACAUUUACUAAUGGUAUUAUAUUUUUAUACGCAAGCAUAUUUUACUCACCACGACAUAUAAAUCAUGUUAACCUGUGCUUAUGUGAGAUUUAUUUGUUAAUACUCAUUUAAAUGUCAUCACAGUAUUCUGUACGUUGUCUUUUUUAAUUCCCUCUUUUAUAAGACUCUUAUGAGUGUGAAGUCAUGUAGUGUUUACAAUACCACUGCAACAAUAUCUUUUUUAAGUCAUGCACUGUUAUCUGUGUGUGUGGGUCUCUCGUAGAGCCUCCUCACUUCAUAAACCACUUAAUGUCAAGCUUGUGAAGGCAACCACUCAAAAAAAAAGUGCAAGAUUGUACUAGCUUGAUUGUGUCCUCUGAGCUUAUUAGACUUUUACCAAGCCCAUAUGGAACCUGCAGACUCUUAUAGCUGAUUUUGGAGGAAAUCCAUUGAAAUUCUGCUGAAUGGUUUUAAACAUGGUCAAAUCUGUCAACCAGACAGGAGAGUACUAAACUUUUAUUACCUUUGAGCAUAUCAGAUGUUCACAUUUCUGUGUAAAUCUACAGAUCUUUCCAUGUACAGAUUCCAUGUGGGCCUGUUACAAAUUUAGAACACAAAAUUCAAACUGAAACGCUGAGAAUCUAGAUAUUUCAGAAUUCGCAAUCACUUAAGUUACUCAUAAUGAAUGAAUGAUUAAUUCUACUGUUUAUGUUUAAGGGUGUACGAUUGCUCGAGUUCCAUUGGCUGUUGUGCAUCUUUUUGACAGAACCGCUGCUCAGAGUUGUGCCAUUACCAUGUAAAGGGUUAGUCCACCCAAAAAUGAAAAUAAUGUUAUCGUUUACUCACCCUCAUGUCAUUCUCAACCUGUAUGUCUUUCUUUGUUCUGUGGAACACAAAAGAAAACAUUUUUGGAACAAGAAAUGUUGUACAAUGGAAGUCAAUGGUAACCAAAACUGUUUUGUAACAAACUGUUGUUUGUUUUGUGUUCCAUAGAAGAAAGUCAGUCAUAGAGGUUUGGGAAAACAUGAGCAGGAGUACAUUUUUGGGUGAGCUAUCCCUUUAAUGGCCCUGUAGUCAUGUUUUGAAUAUGCAUGCAGGCACAUUUGCAUAUUUUUCAAUGAAACAGUGACAGCACUCAACUUCCCAUAUGAGCAUAAAGUCUUACUGACUAUUCAAUGCAAGCUUUUAUGUCCUGUUUUAUAACAUGUCUUCCUUGAUUUCCUUGUCUGUUCUAUAAUAUGUCAAGAGUUUACUGAUUAUGUAAAAAAGAUUAAAAUAUCUUUUCUAAGUUA
Molecule: messenger RNA, 3782 nt
Organism: Ctenopharyngodon idella (grass carp)
Lineage: Eukaryota; Metazoa; Chordata; Actinopteri; Cypriniformes; Xenocyprididae
Gene: rab8b
Product: RAB8B, member RAS oncogene family
Exons: 8
Coding region: 149-772 (207 amino acids)
Biological process (GO): Golgi vesicle fusion to target membrane; protein secretion; regulation of exocytosis
Cellular component (GO): trans-Golgi network transport vesicle; plasma membrane; endosome
Molecular function (GO): GTP binding; GTPase activity
Source: RefSeq, a predicted model, not a curated record